ACAGUGCUGACAACGUUCUGAAGCACCGAGUGCCGCCAUGAACGCCUCCCUCGUUUUCGUCGUUCUACUUGCGACCGUCUGCGCCGCGCAGCAAGAAAUUAAGCUACGUAAAUGUAAAGAUUUCGGAGACCAUCAGCUGCUCAAGAGCCUGAUGAUCACGCCUUGUGACAGUGACCCUUGUGCCUUUGAGCGUGGAGAGUCGUACAACGCCACUUUCAUGGCCGAAUCUCCCGAAGACAUCGAGGACAUGCACGUCAAGCUGGUGGUGCAGUCGCACACCGACUCCUUCAAGAUCAACAUGGUCACUUGGGACAGCUGUCACUUCGUCGACGUUCCCUGUACCGUGAAGGCCGGGGAAACGUUCAUGGGAAACGUCAAAGUACCCAUCCACAAGGCCUUCUCAGCCGGCAAGUUGACUGUCCGGAUCGAGGUGGGCCCUUUGAUGAAGAAAUUCGCCUGCGGUGAAUUCGACAUCGUGGAAUUGUAGAGCGACCGAGGUCCUUCCAGCGGAUUCUGUCGCGGCGUUCAAAGGAGAGCAAUAAAAUCCGGUUAUAAUCUCCA
Molecule: messenger RNA, 561 nt
Organism: Ixodes scapularis (black-legged tick)
Lineage: Eukaryota; Metazoa; Arthropoda; Arachnida; Ixodida; Ixodidae
Product: mite group 2 allergen-like Ixo r 2
Exons: 4
Coding region: 38-487 (149 amino acids)
Biological process (GO): sterol transport
Molecular function (GO): sterol binding
Source: RefSeq, a predicted model, not a curated record